Molecule: messenger RNA, 246 nt
Organism: Soboliphyme baturini
Lineage: Eukaryota; Metazoa; Nematoda; Enoplea; Dioctophymatida; Soboliphymatidae
Source: the annotation of a GenBank genome assembly
AUGUUUCCUCUUCCACAAUUGAACGGAAAAACUCUGGAUGCAAAAUACGCAGCGACGAACGACAGACUGGCCAGCGCUACCACGUGGAGGUGCCAGCACAAGGAAGGCGUUGGCAUCGCUGGAGACGAGAGCCCGCAAAUAACUGAAGAUCAUGAAACACACCAACCGUUCAAGGCUCAACAGAAUCUAUAUCGAAACUGUCUACAUGAGCAGGUGUUGAUUGGCGUUGUUACGCACGACAGCUAA